AUGAAACGCAAUGGCGUUGACCUCACUGAAGAACUGAAGAAGCAAGGGUGGGAAAAUUACUUUCAACUCCUCUAUGGCUCGGUGUACACAAAUCUGAAAUCCAAGUGGACUGGCUGUCCGAGUUUCCACCAGACUUCCAGAAGAGGACGCGAGAGCCCUCUAAGAAGACCAAGCAGGCGAAGAAAGCUAAGCUGGGAGAAACAUCCGGUUCAAGAACCCCCAGUGCCUCUGGUUGGACCUCCUGGUAAGUUUGUAUCUCUCCCUCCCUCUGUAAAACUUAAACCCAUUGCUUCUUCACUUCCUCAAACAAACCCUAUAUACACAACUGAUGAUACUCUUCCCUCAACCACCAGUUCAUCUAAUCAACCAUCUAAAAAGUUCAACCUUGCCACUACAACUCUACCUGUUUCAGAAGCAGAAAUGCUAAAUGAAACCACUUCACCAUCUUCAUCACCAUCUCCUCAAUCCCCACCUUACUACGACCUUUCAUCUGACACUGAACCCUCUGACCCUCACUCCCCAACUCUGGCUCAGCUCCAAGACUGUGCUCUGGCAUCUCAAAAGCCAUCACACCCUAACCCUGAACCUGAAGUCUCUUCCCCACCUCCGGAAAAUCCAAACACAACCACUUCUGAACCUCAACCAUCAACACCAACCCACCCUGAACCACAACCUUCAGAACCAAUCCACUUUGAAUCACAACCAUCUGAACCAACACACUUUGAAAUACCCCAACCCAUUACCAUCGUUGACCCAAUAACCCCCACACUUAACCUAAGUGCCCCCACCUCACCCUCCCAAGCCUCUUCCAAUGAACCAGAAACCACCCUUCUAACCCUUGAAGAAGCAAUUACGGUUUUUGCAGAGUCUUCAGUUGAAAAGUUCAAGUCUUUGACCAUCAACUCUGGUAUUAGUGAUGAUCCCUCUGCUGUAAGGACUCAUUGGAACAGAGUGAUAAAGGAGUUUACAAGUCGGUACCUUGUAUAUCCAUGGCUCACCUUGCAACAUGAUGCCUCAGAUGCCUUGUCAUUGUUCGGCGAUGGUUCAAGUUUGAUGCUUGUUUCGCUGAAGAUUGUUGUUCUCGUUGUAGAUGCAAGUGAGGCAUCGCGGGUUAUUGUGCAGGGUACUGGUGCAGAUUCGCGCACUGAUGCGAAUUGGUUGAUCCCCUAUUGUUCUGUUGGAAGUGUUUGA
Messenger RNA from Lathyrus oleraceus (garden pea), 1191 nucleotides. Its product is annotated as extensin-like. The record is from RefSeq and is a predicted model, not a curated record. Lineage: Eukaryota; Viridiplantae; Streptophyta; Magnoliopsida; Fabales; Fabaceae. The transcript has 5 exons. The coding region runs from base 1 to 1191 and encodes 396 amino acids.